AUGACAUCUCACAACGACUCCAUUGAGGAAAGUAUUAUUAUAACGCAUUAUAAUUACACGGGGAAGUACAAGCAUCCUCCCAAGAAUGGUCUGAAGUCAAGCUCUAUUAUAUUUAUAAUUAUCUGCUGCUUCAUUGUAUUGGAGAACAUUCUUGUACUCUUAACCAUCUGGCGAACCAAGAAAUUCCAUCGUCCAAUGUAUUACUUUAUUGGUAACUUGGCACUUUCGGAUUUAUUAGCUGGCGCUGCUUACACAGCCAACAUUCUUCUUUCUGGGCCAAAUACAUUCAAGCUGACACCAGAUCAAUGGUUUAUACGGGAAGGAAGUAUGUUUGUUGCUCUCUCUGCCUCGGUCUUCAGCCACUCUUGGCAAUUGCUAUUGAGCGCUACAUCACCAUGUUGAAGAUGAAGUUGCACAAUGGUAGCAAAAGCUCAAGGUCCUUCCUUCUGAUUAGCGGCUGUUGGCUUCUCUCCUUAUGCCUUGGAGGUCUACCAAUUAUGGGCUGGAACUGCUUGAAGAAAAUGGAAUAUUGUUCCACAGUUCUUCCCUUGUAUCAUAAACAUUACAUUCUCUUCUGCACCUCAAUUUUCUGCAUAUUAUUGAUGGCUAUUGUUGUUCUAUACGCCAGGAUCUACUUCUUGGUAAGAACACGAAGUAGAAGUCUGACCUUUAGGAAAAACUGCGCCAGAACCAGCAGGAGUUCAGAGAAAUCCAUGGCAUUGCUUAAAACAGUUAUUAUUGUCUUAAGUGUCUUCAUUUUAUGUUGGUCACCACUUUUUGUUUUCCUCUUGUUGGAUUUUGGCUGUCAAGUUAGAGCUUGUGAGGUUCUCUUUAAGGCUGAAUACUUUUUGUCCCUUGCAGUUCUUAACUCUGCCACAAAUCCCAUCAUAUACACCCUGACCAACAGGGAGAUGAGACGUGCCUUUCUAAAAAUGGCAGUCUGUUGCCAUGGCUCCAUUCUGAACGCAGGGGCAAAAGUUAAAAGGCCAAUUAUCACAGGAAUGGAGUUCAGCCGAAGCAAGUCGGACAAUUCUUCUCAUCCACAAAAGGAUGAGAUGGACUAUCCAGUGACCCUAAUGUCCUCUGGCAAUAUGACUUCCUCCUCCUAA
Molecule: messenger RNA, 1109 nt
Organism: Staurois parvus
Lineage: Eukaryota; Metazoa; Chordata; Amphibia; Anura; Ranidae
Source: the annotation of a GenBank genome assembly